Molecule: messenger RNA, 1664 nt
Organism: Acipenser ruthenus (sterlet)
Lineage: Eukaryota; Metazoa; Chordata; Actinopteri; Acipenseriformes; Acipenseridae
Product: ras-related protein Rab-9B
Exons: 2
Coding region: 157-765 (202 amino acids)
Biological process (GO): retrograde transport, endosome to Golgi; Rab protein signal transduction
Cellular component (GO): phagocytic vesicle; late endosome; lysosome
Molecular function (GO): GTP binding; GTPase activity
Source: RefSeq, a predicted model, not a curated record
AGCGCGCCCCCGGUGAACGUCAGGGGCGCGCUUGAUCUGGGAGUGACGCGGCUGCGCGGCACCUGCAGUUCCUUUAUAAGAAAAAGGGUCAACACACCGAAAAAAGUAACGGAAAUCGCUGUCACUCAGGUGCAAGAGAGGCUGCAACUUGGAGACAUGAGCGGAAAGUCGCUGCUGCUGAAAGUGAUCUUGCUGGGGGACGGCGGGGUGGGGAAGAGCUCCCUGAUGAACAGGUACGUCACAAACAAGUUCGACUCGCAGUCCUUCCACACCAUUGGGGUGGAGUUCCUGAACCGGGACCUGGAGGUGGACGGGCGCUUCGUCACACUGCAAAUCUGGGACACGGCCGGGCAGGAGCGAUUCAAGAGCCUGCGUACUCCCUUCUACCGCGGGGCCGACUGCUGCCUGCUCACCUUCAGCGUGGACGACCACCAGAGCUUCGAAAACCUGGGUUGCUGGAAGAAAGAGUUCAUCUUCUACUCUGACGUGAAGGAGCCAGAGAGAUUCCCCUUUGUCAUCCUGGGGAACAAAGUGGACAAGAGCGAGAGGCAGGUGACCACAGAGGAAGCCCAGGUCUGGUGCCAAGAAAACGGCAGCUACCCCUAUUUCGAAACGAGCGCCAAGGACGACACAAAUGUGGAGGUGGCUUUUGAAGAGGCUGUGAGGCAGGUACUGGCUGUGGAGGAGCAGCUGGAGCACUCCAUUCUGGGGAACACCAUCGACCUCCACGGCAACCGCAAAGCUUCCUCUUCUUCCUGCUGCUGAGACUGAGUGGAUGGCACCUACCGGUCAGUUCCCCCUCUGUGUCUCUCAGCUCACCUUGUUGGCAUCAGUGGUUUCUUUACCUAGGCUGCUGGAGCUGUUUAAGGAAAGGGGUCAGGGAGGAAGCAUCUGAUGUAUUGUGUGAUACAGAUCUGUAUUUUUAGGUAGGCUGUCCGGCUGUGGAGUUGACGGCCCACCAGUUCAACAUGGUAGGGUGCUUCAAAAAUGGAUAUAUGGAGACUGCAAAACAGUAUAGAAUAAAUGGCUGAUCUGGAACCAUUUCCUAGCCUUCCGGGCAUAUAAUUAUAUAAUAAAUGUAAGCUGUUUGAUGAGCUGUAUUGGAAAGGAGACACAAUAAAGCCAGACGAGGAUCCUGUUUUUCAGUGGUACAGCGAUGGAAAAGUUUGCUUUUAGAGAGAGAAUUCCAGUACAGUCUAACUCUCUACUAAGAACCCCUCAGAAAAUCAGCACAGUCUGAUAGCUCUUGAAGAGCGUCUUCCUGUCUUUCUGUUCAUAGACCCCCAGUGAGCUGGAAUGAACUGCUACUUCUUUUUUGGCCUUCCAGGCUAAUCAUGAUUGACCUGAACUGCUGUGGCUACCAGAUCUUAAAGAUGGGGUAACCAAGUUAAAAUGGCUCGGUAAUUUACAUGCAUAAUCAAUGUCUUGCUUUGUUCAUUCUCCACUUUGCUGCUGUUAACGAGACUGGAUUGACAGCCGGCGUGGGCUUUUUAUGCACAAGUCAGUAGUUUGUAUCGGACCGGUGUAUUUAAAGGGAAUUUUUUAGGGGCGAUCUUCAAUUUUAUAGUUUUGCUUGGCAUUGUGUUUGCAAAACUUUUUACAUUUUAUAGCUAUUUAUUUAAAUAAUUGUUUGCAAGGGUUGUAAAGUGACCUGGGGGGGGGGG